This is a messenger RNA of Musca vetustissima, 1917 nucleotides long. RefSeq lists its product as uncharacterized. The record is from RefSeq and is a predicted model, not a curated record. Bases 890 to 1453 code for a protein of 187 amino acids. The transcript has 5 exons. NCBI's taxonomy places the organism in Eukaryota, Metazoa, Arthropoda, Insecta, Diptera, Muscidae.
AUGAAAUUUCGUUCAAAUUAGCAUCCCUUGUCCCAUUUAUAACUAGGGAGUUUUGUAGAAAACCUAGAGGUUUAAAGGAAGUACAUCGUUGGAAAGCAACUGAAUUUAGGCAGUUCGUUUUAUACACUGGAAUAGUUAUUUUGGCAGAUAUUGUUGACAACGAUUUUUACUAUCAUUUUUGCUUAUUACAUUGUGCAUAUAGGAUUCUGAUAGCAGAACAAAGUUAUCAUAAAUAUUUAGACACAGCAUCACAAAUGAUACAAUACUAUGUCGAAUCCUUCCCAGUGAUAUUUGGCGAACAUUAUGUUUCGUACAAUGUACAUUCACUACUGCAUCUUACGGAGUGUGUAAAAAAAGUAGGAUUUUUGGGAAGUUUUUCAGCCUACGACUUUGAAAAUUUUUUGCAGCACUUAAAACAACAAGUUAAGAGCCCCAGAAAUAUAUUGCAGCAAUUAAAUAAUAAAAUUGUACAUGAUAAUUAUAUAGACGAUACUGAGGAGAGUGCAGUAAAAUAUGAUAGAAAAGGAGUAAUAACAUCUCUAAAUCUUCCAGGAUUCUAUUUAAGUUUGAAAAGUGCCGAUAAAUUUUGUUUUGUUAAAUCUGGAUUCGCAGUAGAAAUAAAACAUUUCUCUAAUGACGAAAAUAAACUCUUUAUAGUUGGACAUAAAAUUUUGAAUUGCACAAAUUUUUAUACGGAGCCGAUGCAAUCAUUAGAAAUUGGAAUAUUUUUAAGCGAAGGAUGCACUUGCACAACUGCUGAACAGUUUAACUGUGAUGAUAUAUUAUAUAAAUUAAUUCGAUUGCCAUACCAAAAUAAAUUUGUAUUCCUCCCAAUUCUCCAUAAACAGAAUUAAAUUCUCAAGAUUGAUACCAAACCAAAACUUUUAAAAUGUCUAUAAUAAAAAAACAAUUUGUGUCACCUCUUGCACCCCAGAACGCAAUACUUCAAACUGACGAAAAUAAAAAAUCAGAAUUGGCCCGAAUAGAAGAUAUUGAGAAAAACAUUAAAAUACUAAAUGAUAAAUUUGAUACAUGUAUAAAUGUACUGACCAAAAUUGAAAUAAAACUAGAUACUCUAUUGACACAGGAUGCGAAAAAAAUAUACUUUCCCAUACAAAAUGAGGCAGAUCUCCACAAAGUUGAGAAAAAAAUUGGGGAAGACUUCGCUUCGUUUAUACCCAUCAUGGAAAGAAUAUUGUUUCCUUCUGGAGUUGUAAAAAACUUAUGUAGAGUACUUUCCGAAGAAUUGAUUAUGAACUAUAACUUUGAAGGAAUAAAAGGAAAAAUGGCUUUUAAGUCCUUUGAAAAUAUAAAUAAGUUAAUGUAUGAGGUGUCAAAGAGGGAAGGAUACGACGAGAAGGAAUAUAAGAAGGAUGUUAAAAAGGCAUUCCAUUUGAUAAAAUUAAGGCAGUUUAAGAAAACACAUCUCGCUAAAAAACGUAGCGAGAAAUAAGAAUUUAUUUAAACAUAAUCCAAAAAUGAAUUACAUUUUAUGUUUUUGUAUGUAUUCACAAUGAGUUUGUUUGUUUAUGUUUUUGUAUUCUAAGAAUACGUACAUAUAUUUAUGAAAUACAUAUAAACUAUGUUUAUUAUUAAUAAAUUAUUUUAUUAUAUUUCAAAUUAAAAGAACAUAAUUUUAAUGUAUUCUGGGGGAAUGAAUUAUAAAACAAAUGAUAAAGUAUUAAUUAUUUAAUGCAUUGGGAUACAUCAAUUAUAUAAUGUAUACUUAAAAGAUUGUCCAAAAUGCAUUAUAUAGAUUGCAUUAUAUUACGAAUCGCUUAGGCAAACAAAAGGAAUGCAUUAUUUUCCUAGGACAUGGACCGUGUUAACAAUAAUGAAUUCUGGAAUGUAUAAAUCAUAGUGUUUAUGCAUUACCUCUUCGUUUACCAUACCUUCCAUUUUCCCACUGGGAAUAUA